This is a messenger RNA of Tinamus guttatus (white-throated tinamou), 816 nucleotides long. The record is from RefSeq and is a predicted model, not a curated record. NCBI's taxonomy places the organism in Eukaryota, Metazoa, Chordata, Aves, Tinamiformes, Tinamidae.
AUGACUUCUGUCCCUGCAGCCAACGGGAGCACCAACGCAAGCGGCUGGUGGGAUGUGAGCCUGGCCAAGCCGGGUGAUCUCUGGGGACAGGCACAGGGAGCUCUAGCUGCGAGUGCUUCUCCCCCUGCAGCAUCCUCAGCAGCCAACUUCUCCAACCAGUUUGUGCAGCCCUCUUGGCGCAUUGCCCUGUGGUCUCUGGCAUACGGUGGGGUGGUGGCAGUGGCUGUCUUUGGAAAUCUCAUCGUCAUCUGGAUCAUUCUAGCUCACAAGCGUAUGAGGACAGUGACCAACUACUUCUUGGUGAACCUGGCCUUCUCAGAUGCCUCUAUGGCUGCUUUCAAUACUGUCAUCAACUUCGUCUAUGCACUGCAUAGCGAGUGGUACUUUGGAGAGGCUUACUGCCGCUUCCACAACUUCUUCCCUAUCACAGCUGUCUUUGCCAGCAUCUACUCCAUGACGGCGAUUGCAGUGGACAGGUACAUGGCCAUCACUGAUCCCCUGAAGCCCAGGCUCUCUGCAACUGCUACUAAGGUGGUCAUUGGAAGCAUAUGGAUUUUGGCUAUCCUGCUGGCCUUUCCCCAGUGCCUCUACUCCAUAACCAAGGUGAUGCCUGGGAGAACUCUUUGCUAUGUAGCAUGGCCAGGUGGUCCAAAACACCAUUUUACGUAUCAUGUCAUUGUGAUCAUACUGGUCUACUGCUUUCCACUGCUUGUCAUGGGCAUCACGUACAGCAUAGUGGGAAUUACGCUCUGGGGAGGAGAAAUCCCAGGCGACACAUCUGACAAAUACCAUGAGCAGCUCAAAGCUAAGAGAAAG